AUGCACACCGUUCCUUUCUUUUCACCUCCAACCUCUGAUAUCCGACCCAUCAUCAUCGCACACGUUGCAGGCUAUCAUUAUGUCUCCUUAGAAGUCUCCCUCAACCCUUCACUACCUAUACCUCAUCCUAAUCCGGAAUGGUAUAGUCUACAUGAUCAAAGUGCACAAGGUUGGGAUGGUAUCUAUUGCCCAAAUGUGGAGGUUUUCAGAAAGUUAGCAAAGGCAAGCAGGCGAGCUAGAAAUGAAGAAUGGGCUCAAAGUCGUGCAGGUUUACCAGAGCCAGAUGCAAUAUCACUGGUCUCUGAGGAACCACAAGAAGGAAAUGAAAGUGACAAUCAUAGGGACAACGAAAAAGAAAAUGAUGAAACUGCAAAAAGUUCUCCUCUAUCUAGCCCCCGAUCUUAA
Melampsora larici-populina 98AG31 is the source of this 405-nucleotide messenger RNA. RefSeq lists its product as uncharacterized. Lineage: Eukaryota; Fungi; Basidiomycota; Pucciniomycetes; Pucciniales; Melampsoraceae. The transcript has a single exon. The record is from RefSeq and is a predicted model, not a curated record. The coding region runs from base 1 to 405 and encodes 134 amino acids.